This is a messenger RNA of Strigops habroptila (Kakapo), 4056 nucleotides long. RefSeq names its product karyopherin subunit alpha 7 (gene KPNA7). Gene Ontology annotation, cellular component: cytoplasm; nucleus. The coding region runs from base 2365 to 3864 and encodes 499 amino acids. NCBI's taxonomy places the organism in Eukaryota, Metazoa, Chordata, Aves, Psittaciformes, Psittacidae. Gene Ontology annotation, molecular function: nuclear import signal receptor activity; protein binding. The transcript is spliced from 15 exons. The record is from RefSeq and is a predicted model, not a curated record. Gene Ontology annotation, biological process: NLS-bearing protein import into nucleus.
GGGAUCUCUAGAAUGUAAAGAUUCCAUUACCUGUGAGGGUUUGUGAGCUCUAGUACAACAAAAGGCAAGUCUGAGGGAAUGGGGAGAGAUUAGUGACUCACAGAUAUAUUGAGGAGCAGUAGAGUGGUGAGUUUAAUUUUGAGUCUGAGGGAAAAUAUGCAGUUUAUAAGCAUCGAGAAAGAAGCAAGAAGGUGGAUGGGAGCCAGUAUGGCUUUGUCGUGAAUGAAUUGAGCCAAUCUAAUUUCCUUUCCUUGCAGCAUAACAAGGCUUGCAGAUAAGAGAAAAGCAGUAUGUGUCAUAUAUCUUGAUUUUUAGUAGAGCUUUUGACACUGGCUUGCAGGAUAUUCUAAUAAUAAACUGGGAACCGAGUCUAGAUGAUACUGCUCUAAGGGAGUUGCAAAACUGGUUGAGGGGAAAAUGUACUUGGUUUGUACACUCAGUGCUUGCACAGGGAAUUACCCUGGGUCCAUUACUCAUCCAUGUUGAAAUACAGAAUGUAAUUACUGCAUUAGGAGAUGAGAUUGAGUUUGAAGGCAGAAUAAACAGAGUGGUAGAACUAGGAUUCGAAAUGGGAGCUCUCUGGGAAAAAAAUAGGAUGCAGUUCAGUAGCAGGUGCACUGAUGUGCACUUUGAUGUAAUCAGCUUUGGAAUUACAAGACUGGGAAGAAUUGGGCAGCUGGCUGUGCUGCAGGAGAGGAUGGAGGGAGCUGCCGUGGGUCCCAAGUGGUUUGGGAGCCUAACAUCUUGCUGUUGCACAAGAGGCAAACACCAUGUGGGACCCUAGAGGUGCACAUAAUGAUCCUGCUCCUGACAUAUCUGCAGCCACACAGGAUGCUUGUGAGGAAGGGUGUUUCAUGAACUCAGCUGCUGGAGUAUAGGGACAAGAGGCUGAAAUACAAAGACCAUUGAAGGAAGCCUUCAUUCAGAGGCACAUCUUUGGCUGUGCCCUGCUUGCCAAGGGGGACUGGUGGAUUUCAUCAGUGAGAGGAGCUGAUCUUUGGCACACGAACCACAGACUGAAUCCUUGGCAGGAGCAGCCACGUUGGUGGUGGAAUUAAGGAGGAGUGAGCUGCAAAGGGAGCAACCGGAUCUCUCCAUGAAGUGAGGCAGGUCAAAAUGGCAAACCUUAAAUAGCUACAAGCUCACUCAGCCCCUGGACACAUCAGCAACGGCAUCUACAUUUCUGAGGGAGUGAUCCCAUUUCUUGGCUGGCAAAAGGCACUGAAGAACACUUUGCCUUGUGAAGCACCACACAGAGGGAUGUGCUUCUGGUUCAUGUAACCUCAUGGAAGUAUUAGGCAUGAACAGUCUAUUUGCUCAACCAAAUAACUUGAGUAGCAAACUUGAACAAGGAUCACAGGACUGGAGAUGUCCCACAGCACAGCAGAGUUGGUGUUUAUCCAACCCACCUCAACAGGCCAAAUUCCCAGGUUUUGGGGAGCAAAUUAAGCUGCCUUUAAAACAAGCUUCCCUCCUCUUGGUGCCACCCCAUCACAGAGCCCUGGGACAUUCCUGUACCCACCACAGGGACGAGGCACUGGACUGGGGACCAGUUUGCCCCGACCUGCCAUAAGUGCUGGCAAUGCACGAUGUGAUUCUGGGCAAUGCAUGAUGUGAUGCUGCUUCCCUCCCUCAGGAGCACCUCUCCUCCUUGUCUGCCAGCAGUCACAAUCCCAUGGCUGUUUCAACAGGAUUGAUGGAAAACCAUACUUCUUUCUUUAUUUCCAUGAGUUGCUUUCCCUUCAAAUGAGCCGUCUGGACUGAUGCAGCCCUAUGGUUCUCUGGCUAUAGAGGAGCUAGGGAAGAAAAGCAGGGGAGCAAGAGAAAAGCAAAGCAGAGGAGGGAGAGAAAAGCAGGAGCACUGGUUUUAAGGCUGCAACACUAAAUGAGGAGAAACAACAAGCUGCACCUUGAGCCUCGGAAAAUGCAGCUGCGAUGCUGAGCUUUGCCUCUGGCUCAGCACUAAGACAGGGCUAACAAUAAAUCCCUUCUCCCACCUUCUGCAUGUCCUGAUUAGAUAGACUGUGACAGACGGGGGCUGUCCCUUAUUAUGUGCUUGUUCAGUGCCUGGCACAAUGCAGCUCUGAUCUCAGCUCAAACGCGCGGCUGCUGCGCGAACAAUAGCACCAAAAUGAAUCUAAUGGCUGGUGGUGGGGAGGUCACUGACGUCUGCCUCCCCGCCAGGAACCACUGCAUCCCCACUGGAAAAGGAGGAAUUUCCAGCCUCCGUCCCUGCCACACUUGGGAAUUGCCCCGCAUUGCCCACCAGCAGUUACCUCAGCAGCUGGUUCAGGAACCCACGUGGAUAUUUCCUUGGUAAGCACGUGAAGGCUUUCGGCUGGCCCCUCUCCCCAACCUGCCAAGAUGUCACUUUUGAUCAAACACAAUGAGAGGUUGAGGAAGUUCAAGAACAAAGGCAAAGACCCCACUGCCCUGCGGAGGCAGAGAGUGGAGGUGAUCGUUGAGCUGCGAAAGGCCAAGAAGGAUGAGCAGAUCUUGAAGCGCAGGAACAUUGAACAAAAUAAAAUGGAGAUGGAGAGGAGCCUCUCUACAGGAGAAGGUGAAAGAAAUGAGAUUACUCAGCUCUCCUUGGAGGAAAUCGUUCAAGGUGUGAAUGGGAGUGACACUGAGCUGCAGCUGCAGGCCACGCAGGCCACCAGGAGACUGUUAUCCAGGAGGAAGGACCCCCCUAUCAACGAGAUCAUCAAGCUGGGCAUCAUCCCCAGGCUGGUUGAAUUCCUCACCCGUGCUGACAGUGCUCCUCUGCAGUUUGAAGCUGCCUGGGCACUGACUAACAUCGCUGCUGGCACCUCUGACCACACCAAGGCAGUGGUGGAAGGAGGUGCCCUCCCAGCCUUCAUCUCCCUCCUGUCCUCCCCACACAUGCACAUCAGUGAGCAGUCUGUAUGGGCUCUGGGCAACAUUGCAGGUGAUGGUCCUCUAUACAGAGAUGCUCUUAUCAACUGCAAUGCGAUUCCUCCCUUGCUGGCUCUGGUGUCUCCUGCAACUCCAGUUUGGUUCCUGAGGAACAUCACAUGGACACUCUCAAACUUCUGCAGGCACAAGAACCCCUAUCCUCCCCUGGAUGCAGUACAGAAGAUACUGCCAGCCUUCAUCUGCCUCCUGGAACAUGAGGACAAGGAAAUAAUCUCCGAUUCCUGCUGGGCCACUUCCUUUCUGACCGAUGGCUCCAACGAUCGCAUCCAAGUCGUGGUGGAUACAGGGAUUCUCCCAAGGCUGGUGGAACUCAUGGCCAGCCCAGAGCUGAUCGUUUUGACUCCAGCUCUCCGUACCAUUGGGAAUGUGGUCACAGGGACUAAUGAGCAGACCCAGGCAGCUAUCGAUGCUGGUGUCUUGGCUGUCCUGCCCCAUCUCCUGCAGCAUGCAAAGCCAGCUAUACAGAAGGAAGCAGCGUGGGUGCUCAGUAACAUCGCAGCAGGGCCUUGCUGGCAGAUCCAACAACUCAUCACCUGUGGGUUGUUGCCUCCUCUGGUGGAGCUGCUUGAUAAGGGGAACUUCAGUGCCCAGAAGGAAGCUGUGUGGGCAGUGGCCAACCUCACAACAGGAGGAAGUGUGGAGCAGAUAGUGGAGCUUGUCCAGUCUGGGGUCCUCAAACCUCUGCUCAACCUGCUCUUGGCCAAAGACAGCAAAAUUAUCCUGGUCAUCCUGGAUACCAUUUCAAAUCUCUUCCUGGCAGCUGAGGUGCUGGGAGAGACAGAAAGGUUGUGUCUGCUGGUGGAGAAGCUUGAUGGUCUAGAGAAAUUGGAAGCCUUGCAGAUCCAUGACAACAAAAUGGUCUGCCAAGUUGCACUGAACAUCAUAGAGAAAUACUUCUCUGGUGAGGUAAAUUCAGACCUGCACUGAGACUGACUGAGGUGGACUCAUGGAUAUGAUCCCUCAGCAGAGAAGCAGAACUUCAACUUCUAAAGGUGAAGCACUACAUAGCUCUGAGCUGGUGGGUGGAGGUGUCUGACAUCUAACCUGAGAGGAGCAAAGAUGCUGAGUCUUUCUACUUUGAGACUUGUCAAUAAAUUGCACUUCUGGCUUUGUACUUCU